UAGGAGACGCUCACCCUGUCUCUCUCUGUGUCUGUCUCUCUCUAUGUCUGUCUAUCUGUGUCUGUCUCUCACUGUGUCUGUCUCCGUCUCUCGCUUUAUUGAGAGGUAGAGAGGCAGGUGAGGGGUGAGAGGUGAGAGAGACUGCGGGAUGGAGACACCUGGAGCUUCAACUCCAGCCCAGGAAGAGGAUCUUCGCUCGUAGCGUUUUAUGUCUUCAUUUGUGGAGAUACGAACUGAAGAUGCCCAUCGGAUCAUCAUCAUUAUGAUAAGAAGAAGAGGGAGUUGGUGGUUGGAGGCGAUGGUGGUUUCCGAACGGGGGAAGAUGCUCGCGGCGGUGCUGGCGCUCUGCUGCUGUGUCAGAUUGGUGGCUGCGACACCCACAGAGGCUCCGUGCCCUCAUGGAUUUCACCGGGUGGUAGAAACUGGCCUUUGCUGUGAGCUGUGCAAGCCAGGGCAAUUCGUGCUGUUUGAAUGCAUGGAAAACAAAGGCCCCUCGAUCUGUGGGAAAUGUCCUAAUGGAUACUACACGGCCGUAGCAAACUACCUAUUAGGAUGUUUGAAAUGCAAGCCCUGUAAGCAAGACGAGGAAUUUGUCCAGCCUUGCAACGGGAGCUCCGCCACGCUGUGCCGAUGUAAAGCCGGUUUACACAAAGCAGACGAUGGGCUCUGCGUACAAGGAGGAGGCAAGACAGCGGGCAUUGUGGUGGCCGUGAUUCUGCUUCUGUUUGUCGCUGCUGCUGUUGCUGCGUUCAUUUACAAGAAGAAGGGUGGAAGAUUUCCUUGCGAUGGCGCUAGUAAGUUUUUCACCGGACCAGAAGGGGAGCCUGGUAACUCUAAUCAGCAAGAAUCGACUGCAUUUAGCCUGCUUAAAGAGAAGCCCCCAAUCCCUGAGACUGGACCUUGUGCAGUUGUUCGAGACAUGGACGAGUCAAUGGCUGCCAAGCUGAUCAGAGGGAAGAGGCCGGAACUGAAGAAGUGGAUUGGCAGGGACCCCACGUACCUGCUCGACUACUUGGACAGCAAAGAGUUGAUCUCUCGCGACAAAUACCACGGGGCCCGCAACAUCAUGGUGAAAGUGGAGCGCGCCAACUUUUUGAUUGACGAGUUCAUCGACAGGGACGACUGCCUCACGCUCUGGAGGGCUCUCGAAAGCAUACAGGACCACUACCCUCAGGUGGAGGAGUGGAUCUCAGCCUGUGCAUCGACCAUGCCUCACACUUGUGUUGUUCGAGACAUGGACGAGUCGAUGGCUGCCAAGCUGAUCAGAGGGAAGAGGCCGGAACUGAGGAAGUGGAUUGGGAGGAACCCCACGUACCUGCUCGACUACUUGGACAGCAGGGAUUUGAUCUCUCGCGACAAAUACAACGAGGCCAAAGACAUCAUGGUGAAAGUGGAGCGUGCCAAAUUUUUGAUUGACGAGUUCAUCGACAGGAACGACUGCCUCACGCUCUGGAGGGCUCUCGAAAGCCUACAGUACAACUACCCCCAGGUGGAGGAGUGGAUCUCAACCUGUGCAUCGACCAAGCCUCACACUUGUGACGGGAAGCCUGGUCACUCUAGUCAACCCGACUCGACUGCAUUGGAUCAAGAUGAACAGCAAAUCACGCAGAUUGAUCCUAAACGACAUACUCGGGUCCCUGUAAUUACUGACAAGGAGCUGCUGCAGAUCCACCAGACUCUGCGCGACAACGGCUUCAUCUGGGACUACCCCCACGUGAUGAGACUCGCGGGCCUGGCGGAAUCCUUCAUCAGCGAGGCGAGCGAGAACCACGGGCAGAAUGUGAACGAGAGGAACUAUGCCAUGCUCAGGCACUGGAGGGAGAGCCUGGGCCGGCGGGCCACCUACGGCAGGCUGGCCGAGACGCUGGACAAGGCCGGCUUUAGUGGCACGGCGGAGAUGGUGAUGAAGCUGUGCGACGGCUUCGCUAGGCGGGAGGAGGAGGAAGAGUGGCGGGAGGAGGAGGUGCAGGACAUAUAUAUAGACUCCUAGAGACACAACAUUAAGAAGUGGAGGAGGAGCAGGAGUAGGAGGAUUUGGUGGUGGAGGUCUUCCUCUUUUCGUUUUUCUCGGUAUGUGUCAUUGCCGUUCGUUUUAUAGUUUUGUUCAACUCUGAUGAUGGUGAUGAUGAUGGUGGUGGUGUUGAUGGUGAUGUGGUGGUGAUGAUGAUGGUGGUGCUAAGUGGUGGGGAUGAUGGUGGUGAUGGUGGUGGUGGCAGUGACGAUGAUGGUGGUGGUGAUGGUGGUGGUAGGCGGUGGUGCUGGUGGUGGUUUGUGGCUGUGGAGAGCGGUGGUGGUUAGCAGCGUCUACUACAACACUAAAGACGCCCACGACCUCCUGUGUACCAGGCCAGGUAGUUAACAUCUUUGCCAGGGUCCGGGAUCGAACCUACGGCCCUCCUUUAUACCAGGCGAGGUAGUUAGCAUCUCAUAGGGUCCGGGAUUGAACCCACGACCUCCUGUGUACCAGGCCAGGUAGUUAACAUCUUUGCCAGGGUCUGGGAUCGAACCUUUUGCCCUCCAGUAUACCAGGCAAGGGAGGUAGCAGCUUCUGCUACAAAAAGGCAAAGAGGGCAGAGUUCGAUUGUCGCUCAAGGCCACCAACCACUCACCACCAAACCGGGCCUCCCCUAGGUCGACUCAGCCCUCAAAUGAGUUUUCCCUGCUUACUGCGGUGGAGUCGUAGCCGUAGUGGUUAUUAAACAUCGCCACUGGGGAGAGAGACAAAGGCGGCAGGGCGUGCGUGGUGUUGGCUAAUCCACCCAUCCACCCAGGCACCUCCUGGUGCCAGAGUACCGACAUCAGCACCGCUGCUGCUGCUGCUCGCUACUCACAAACAGCCCCUUGGGUGAGUGAGUGUGUGGGUGAGUGAGUGGGUGAGUGUUUGGUUGAGCGAGUGGGUGAAUGAAUGUCUGGGUGAGUGUCUGGGUGAGCGAGUGGGUGAGUGGGUGUCUGGGUGAGUGUCUGGGUGAGAGAGUGCGCGAGAGAGUGUGGUGCCUCAAAUAUUGGAAGAAGAAGUCACCCCCUGUGAGUGGCUGGCUGAGGUGCCAUCUGUUGAGGAAGUACUGAAGGCGAUCCGGAGUGUGAGACCAGGAAAAGCACCGGGCAGAGAUGAUCUCCCAAGCGAAAUGCUGAGGGAGGGUGGCAUUUGUGCACAGACUGCCCUAGAUGACAUCAUAAUGUGGCACAUUAGGAAUGGAUCACUCUUUUAAGUAUACCAUUGUGCAGCAAGGGAGUAAAGUGUGGUUCUGUGAAGGUCCUGAUGUGCUGUGCAGUGCAUCAAUGCAUGUGUGUACAGCAGCAUGUGAUGACUGAGUCGGGCCUGUAAGUGGCUGGCAGGGUUAUUGAAUGUCCACGCGGAUAUACCAGUCACAUGGUUAAUGGCGGCUCAGGAACAAGGCUGGUUGUAACACACGUGUUGUUGCAUUUUACAGUUAAAGGACCCAAAGGUUGUUUUUGAUCGUUAUAUAAAUGUUCUAGACUUGUUCUAGACUUAAAUUUCGAUUUAAAGCUUUAGUGACUGCAGGGAUUCAUCUUCUUGGUUCUUUCGGUAAAGUUACGUAG
Lethenteron reissneri (Far Eastern brook lamprey) is the source of this 3561-nucleotide messenger RNA. RefSeq lists its product as uncharacterized. Gene Ontology annotation, biological process: negative regulation of apoptotic process; extrinsic apoptotic signaling pathway in absence of ligand; regulation of stress-activated MAPK cascade. Gene Ontology annotation, molecular function: tumor necrosis factor receptor activity; protein binding. The record is from RefSeq and is a predicted model, not a curated record. Gene Ontology annotation, cellular component: external side of plasma membrane; membrane raft; CD95 death-inducing signaling complex. NCBI's taxonomy places the organism in Eukaryota, Metazoa, Chordata, Hyperoartia, Petromyzontiformes, Petromyzontidae.